Messenger RNA from Letharia columbiana, 651 nucleotides. RefSeq lists its product as uncharacterized. The record is from RefSeq and is a predicted model, not a curated record. Gene Ontology annotation, biological process: RNA processing. NCBI's taxonomy places the organism in Eukaryota, Fungi, Ascomycota, Lecanoromycetes, Lecanorales, Parmeliaceae. Gene Ontology annotation, molecular function: RNA binding. The coding region runs from base 1 to 651 and encodes 216 amino acids. Gene Ontology annotation, cellular component: cytoplasm; nuclear exosome (RNase complex). The transcript has 2 exons.
AUGGCCGCCCCAACCUCCCUUCCUCCCAUCGCCUACCCAGGCCUCCCCCUCGGCCCCUCCACAGCCUACACCCCCGGUCCCGGAACGCACCUCCACGCCCCCUCAUCGACCAUCCACGCCUCCCUCGCCGGCCGCCCCGUCCUCACCCCCCAAAAGCCACCCGCCUCCAACCCCACCAUCUCCAUCCCCCGCCUGCUCCCCUCGCCCGCCCGCGCGCCCGUGCCGUCGGCGAACGUGGGCAACACGAACACGCUGCCGCGCGUCGGGAGCGUGGUGCUGUGUCGGGUGGUGAGGGUGCGGACGCGGCAGGUCGACGUGGUGAUGCUGGCGGUGGGCAGGGAGGACGGGGACGGGGGGGAGGAUGUGUGUGGGGAUGAGUGGCAGGCUGUGGUUCGGAAGGAGGAUGUGAGGGCGACGGAGAAGGAGAAGGUGGUUUGUGGGGAUGGGUUCAGGGUGGGGGAUGUGGUUAGGGGUGUUGUGAUCAGUCUGGGAGACCAGUCGAAUUAUUAUCUGUCUACGGCAAGGAACGAGCUGGGUGUCAUCAUGGCGAGGAGCGAGGCCGGGAACGCAAUGGUUCCGAUCAGCUGGAAGGAGUUUAGGGAUCCGAUUACGGGAGAGAGGGAGAGUAGGAAGGUUGCGAAACCUUUUUGA